AAAAUUAAAACCUUUCCAUUCUGUGAAAGAAAAAAAGUGGAAAUUUGUAUUUUUAAAAAAUUAAACAGGAAAAUUGUGGAAAACUAUUUAUAGAAGCCGUAAAAUAAUGAUUAAAUUUAAUAGCAAACGAGAUGUUGAUCGACAUGUUUCUCAAAUGUCCCAGAAACUCAAUGAAAAUGAGAGAUCAAGUCGUGGAUUUGCUAUCGCUAAAAGCUAUGCAAAAGUAAAUGAAUAUGAGCUGGCGAAAGAUUGGCUUCAAAGAUACUUGGAAAUUAAACCAGACGAUGCAGCUGCUUACAAGUUUAUGGGUGAAAUUUAUGAAAAGCUACAAAAACCAGAACAGGCCAUUACGAACUUUCAACAUUCAUAUAGCUUAAAUUCUAAGCAAAAUGACAUCAUUAAGAGCGUAUGUCGCCUAUUUCUUCUAAAUGAUGGAUGGUCAACGAGUCCAGCUAAGGCGAAAUAUUGGUGUGAAUUGGCAGAGACCGAAAACAUUCGUGAUGAUAAUGUAUUCACAUUGCGUCUAAAAAUGUCCAAUAAAGAUAAUAAGCUAGAUAAUAGACCGGCAGAAGAUAUGAUUCUUCGAGAAAUAACGGCUCGUCCUCAUGAUGUUGGUUUGAGAAUCAGAUUGGUGAGAUUUUUACUGGAAGAGAAGCGCUUUAAAGAUGCUUUGAAAUACUGUUUUGAUCUAGAAAUGAAAUGCAUUGAAACAUUUAUUUUAUCAAUUGAAUGGUACAAUACAAUGUCUGAUGUUUUAAGUUAUUCAGAAGAUGACACAUGGAAUCAUUGGUGUCUCUUACUCAUAACUUUCGAGAAGCAAAUAUUUUUGAAUCUUAAAAAGGAUACUAAUUUGCAAGCAACCAAGCAAACUAACAUAAAUGAAGUUACAAAUUUACUUUUUGAAUUUGAUCAAGUUAUUAGUAAGGCCUCUGAUAAGCUACUUCAAGUUGGCCCUGUUAAAGAGUUUGGCGAAGAAAUUAUUAGUCAUUUUUGUGGACAACUUGCUCUUCAUAUAGCUUCUUUAUUGUUUCAAAAGCAAAAAGUUACAAACAAUGAUCAAUGGCGAGAGACAACAAAAAAGUGCUUACCUUUUCUGCUCUUUGCUUUUCAAUCUUCAACAGUCAACACAGACGCCGCUUGGCUUAAGAAUAUGAAUGAAACCAUUCGAAAUUUAUUUACUCAUCUCAAAAAAGAAGGAGCAUUCAGAUGCACACAAUCCGCACGUACUAUAUUGUCCUGUAAAACAAAUCAAAGUGAUGAUAUUGUACAAAUUUCAAAUCAAAAAUUCUGGUAUACAGUUGACGACAUUUUCAAUCAAGUUCGAGAAACGUGUGCUGAUUUGAAUUGGAGAAAAAACAUAUUUCGUUUACUAUUUGCAAACACCGAUCAUCAAAUGAAAAUUUCGUCGUCGUAUUACGUUCAGAGUUUAUAUUUUCAUGAGCCAAACUACGAAAUGAUAUCAUUCAGCGAUGUUGAGAAUUACGAAAACAUCGCACAACAUCUUUAUCCCUCAUGUUUAAACCAUCAGGUUUACCUGGGACUAGGACGUGUAGAUUUACAUACAUUUAAGGCUCAUACAUUCAACGGCUUAAAUUUAUCAGCAUCCAAUCUUAUUAAUUGUAAUCCAGAAACAAUUAAUCGAAUCGAUAUUGAUUCAUUUCUUUAUUGUUCCAUUAUUCAAGCAAAACGUAAAUUAGAAGCUGAAAAGAAAUCCUACGAAGCAUUUAAUAAUCGACUAAAUGAGAGACCAUUAAUUUUACCAGCAUCUAAUAUGGUUGAAGGCUUAUGUACCGAAGAGCAAAAAUAUUGGUGGCUUUGUGCGUAUAAAAUGUAUAAAAAUAUAAAUUUUGAGAACUUGGCUCAAUUAAAAGCUACUUUACAAUACGGAAUUGAAGCUGUUCGAGGGAUCGAUUCUCCAAAGAUUGAUCUAAUAAUUUUAUUGAAACUAGGAGAUAUCUUGCUAUUGAGAUCCAGCUGUUGUAAACCAGAGGAAAAAAGACAUCUUGAAAUACGCGUGGAAUAUGUUUAUAAAUUUGCAAUGAAAAUGAUGAAAAAUCCGGAUUACACGACACGACUAUUUAAAUUCAUUACAAAUAAUUAUGAUAUUGAUCAGGAAGUUGAACAACUAACUGGAUCUGCUAUUGGCUAUCUGUCUGGUGUGUAUUUUAGACGCGAUGAAUAUAAGGAAUUUAUUGACGAGCUGACAGGAAUUCAAAAUGUUUGGGCUCAUUUCUAUCGUUCUGAAGCUUAUAGAAAAUUGGACGAGUUGGGCAAGUCGCCAAGAAAAGCAAAGAAAUUUUAUAUUGAGAAGGCACGAGAGAGUUUGAAAGAGACUUUAUUGUUGCUGGAUAAGAAAGAAAACAUUUACAAAGAUAAUCCGCUGAGAAUGCGAGUGGAGAUAGACUUGAAGAAACUUCAAUAUGACUUAUCAUCAUUUAAUAACAAUGAAGAGUUAGACGUUCAUAAUACAUCACAAAAUGGAUAUGCUGAUGAUGAAAUUUUUCAUAAUGCUUCGUCAAGUUCGUUUCGAGGGCGACGAGAUUUAUCCACAUACGCAACGAUGACAAAUCAUAAUAAUGAAAAAUUUGCUGAGAUCGAGAGUCUAAUAAGGAUAUUAAAUGAUUUGAUUAUUUCGGUUAAAGAUGAUAUAUUGAGUGUUCGAAAUGAUAUAACGAGUUUAAAAGAUGAUGUUCUAAACAUUCGUGGCAAUAUUACAGACUUGAAUGUCAAUAAAGAUGCAAACACGUCAAAGGCACUAAACGAUAUUUAUAAGUCUCUAGAAGACUUACCUUGGAAUAUAACGUAUAUGAUGAAUAUGAUUCCGAAUCAGUCGGGAGCUGUUUUAUCUUCUGCGACCCGAUUCCCUGGUGCAAAUCAGUUUAAUCAAAUGUACAACACAGCUUAUCCUAUCUACCCAAUGCAAUAUCCUAUUACAUCUGCUACGCGAGCACCUUUUGGUCAAAAUCCUACUCAAUUAAAUUACGCUGGUGAUGCAAUUAGCUUCAAUACUCCAAUAAUUCAACCGCCACCACAAUCACAACAGUCUCAUCUCUCUAGCGCUGGACCAAAAUCGAUGCUUCUUGAAGCAUUAAAUACUUCGACUGUAUUAAAUACAUGGAACAAUACUUAUAAUUCAACUUUACCAACAACUCCUUCAAAUAUUCAAUCAUUAUCAAAUGAUUUCAUUAAUUAUUCGAAUGUUUCAACGACAACCAAAGAAUCACUUCCCAUUAAUGUUGUCAUCACAAAUUCUGAUCCAUUGCCAACACAAAAUACAAUCAUUGCUCAACCUACAUUAAGCGUCACUAUUCCUCCUCAACAUAUUAAACAUUCACAAAAUGAUGUUCCUAUCCAACAAACCAUAACAACGAAAUCUAAUAUGAAAAAUAAUUAUGAAAAUAUAUCGCCAUCUAAGCAAAAUGAUAGUGAGUAUUAUAAUGAGCCUGCUGAUUACGAUCCACGUCCAGAUUUUAAGCCAAUCAUUCCAUUACCAGACGAAGUGGAAAUUAAAACUGGCGAAGAGAAUGAAGAAAUAUUAUUUGAAGAACGAGCAAAACUUUUUAGAUUUGUUGAUAAGGAAUGGAAGGAGCGCGGCCUAGGUAACAUCAAGAUUCUUAAGAAUAAGAGUAGUAACAAAUGUCGCAUAGUUAUGAGAAGAGAACAAAUUCAUAAACUGUGUGCAAAUCAUGCAAUUACUUCUGAAAUGGAAUUAAAGACAACUCAAAAUGAAACCAAUUUGAUAUGGGGUGCUAAUGAUUAUACCGAAGAAGAGAUGAAGCUUGAGAAAUUCCUUGUUCGUUUCAAAUAUGCGGAACAAGCAAAGAAAUUUAGAGACAUUUUCGAAUGUGCAAAAAAGCUCGCCAAUUCUGAGGACUCAUUAAAGACGGAAGCGUCAAACGAAAAAGCAAUAGCUGAACGAGAUGUUUUGAACCAAACACAAAAGAUAAGUUUUGCAUUUGGAGGACUUACAGGAAAUUUGAAAAAAACAGAAAAUAAGCCUAAAGAAGACACAGAAGCUGAUGCAAAUAAAACAGUUCAAACAAGUCCAUUUGCAAAUUUCAGCUUUGGAGGCUCGACCAAUAAAUCAUUUACAGAGUUAUUUAGCAACUUAAAUCCUGCAAAACAAGAAUUACUUUCAACAUCAGUACAAACUUCUGACAUGACUAAAUCUUUUCAAAAUGAUGAUGACGAUGAACAUUUUGAACCAACAGCUCAUUUUGAACCAGUUAUUCCGUUGCCAGAAUUAAUUGAAAAUAAAACUGGUGAAGAGGAUGAAAAUGUUUUAUUUUGCAAUCGUGCAAAAUUACUAAGAUUCGACUCGAGCACUAAAGAAUGGAAAGAAAGGGGAAUUGGAGAUAUGAAGGUACUUGUUAAGAAGGACGAUCCGACUAAAGGAAGACUGCUAAUGAGGCGGGAACAAGUAUUAAAGUUAUGUUGUAAUAUGUCAAUUACUAAAGAAAUGAAAUUUACCAAAAUGAACAGUAAUGCACUUUCAUUUGCUGGACAAGAUUUCAGUGAUGGAGAAAUGAAGGCUGAAAAACUAGCCAUCAAAUUUAAAACACCUGAAUUAAUUAAAUCUUUCCAAAAUGCUAUUUCAAAUUUACAAGAAAAUACAUCUUCUGUUGAAGCAGAUUUUGUCAUUGCUCCGAAAAAUGAACAAACAAAAGGAUUUGGAGAUAAGUUUAAACCAAAAGUCGGUUCAUGGACUUGUGAAGCAUGCUAUAUUUCAAAUAAGCCUGAGUCAUUAUAUUGUGUUGCUUGUGAAUCUCCCAAGGACAACACAGUGCAGAAAAAGGAAACAAAAUCUCUAAUAAUAUCUUCAAGUGAUAUGAAAUCAUCCAAGUUUAGGUUUGGAAUGCCAAAUAAAUCAGGAUUUUCAUUUGGUAUGCCAGUAGUUCAAACAACUUUAGCAACUAUUAAAUCAAAUACAGCUGACAUAACUUCAAAUAAUUUCACCGAAACAUCAAUCGCCAAUAUUAAUUCAUCUCCCCCAAAUGAUAAUUCUGGGUUUAAAUUUGAUGCAUCUAAACCGUUUUCAUUUGGAAAUUUGUCUUCUGCAAACAACACAAAACUAGCACAGAAAGUGCAAUUUAAUGUCAAUACAUCUGUACAAGAAAUUGGGAAAAAUGAUUCAGGAUUUAAUUUUAUUUUCAAAAAGAAAUCACCAACAAAACUUAAAUCUCCAGGAAAGUCAAGGAAUGAUAGUAUAAACAGUGAAGGAUGCGAUGAAAUUGUUGAUGAUAAUGAGUAUCAUGAGGAGGAAGAGAAUCAAACUUAUUUCACUCCAGUAAUUCCGUUACCAGAUAAAAUUGAAAUCAAAACCGGAGAAGAGAACGAGAAGAUACUUUAUUCGCACCGAGCGAAAUUAUUUCGAUUUACUGACAAGGAAUGGAAGGAACGUGGUCUUGGUGAUUUAAAAAUCCUUCAACACAAUGAAACGGGAAAAAUAAGAAUGGUAAUGCGACGCGAGCAAGUUCAUAAGAUCUGUCUCAACUUUUUCCUUACAACUGAUAUCGAGUUCAAACGUAAAGACAACCAAUCUUGGACUUUUGGGGCUAAUGACUUUUCGGAAGGCGAAUAUGAACUCAGAUCUUUUGCAAUAAGAUUCAAAUCCAAAGAUAUUUGCGAUGAAUUUAAGAAGGCCAUCGAUAGUGCAUUAAUAAUAACGCAUUCUAAAUUGAAUGUUAAUUCUGAAAUAAUUAAAAAGUUAAUGCUUCCUGAAAAUUUCUUUAGUUUUGAAAAUUCAGAAAACUGUUCUGGUUGCUUGGGUUGCAAAUCUGAUGAAUACAUCUAUAGCACUGAAAUUAGAUCAGGCAUGCAUGAUACAGACGAAUUCUCAUUACCACUUUUCUCACCGUCAAUUUUAACAAGAAAUAAAUCUAAAGGUGUUAGUCAAGAUAAAAAGGUAUCAUUCAAGUUGGCAGAAAUAAAAGAAAACGUUAAAGCUUCUCAGUUCUUUGACAAAACUGUUGAUCUUGAUGACGAAAAAUCUCCAAUGAACAACGAAAAACAAAAAACUGAAGCAACUGCUAAUAUUUUUAACAAGUCCAACAAUCUGACUCAAGACAUCAUCAACACAUAUGGUGAUGAUAAGAAUACAAUUAGUACUGCCACGAGUAGUACUUCAGUUUUUUCAUCAUCACUAAAUACAGGAACGACGACCAUCGGUCUUGGCAACACAACAAAUGAAAAGACUUGCAUUUUUGGAAGCAAAACAAAUUUCGGAAAUAUUGCAAACAGUUCAAGUAUCUUCAGUAGUGGAAAUAAAGAAAAUAAUGAAAAAUCGAGUUUUGCAAAUACACCAAUAUUUGGAGCUAAUAUUUUUGGUGCACAUAAUGCACAUAAGGGAGGAGCCACAAAUAUUUUUGGUACCUUCAGUUCCACUUUUAGUUUUGCAGACGCUGCUAGAGAACUUGAAGAUAAAUCUAAAAAUAUAUCAUCUAAUGAGCCAGAGUUUCUUAAAAAUGUCAAUAACAUUGAAGGUUUUGCUGAAUUAGCUGCAUCCUCAAGUACUGAAGACACAUUAUUUAAUGUACAGAAAAGUAAUGGAACGGGACAAUUUUUUGGAUUAACUGUAAAAGAUGAUUUCUUUAGUAAAAAUUUGAGUAAACAGAACACUUCAACGGAUGAAACAAGUCAUAAUGACGAUGAAAAUGUCCAGGACGAUAAUUAUGAUCCACACUAUGAUCCAAUUAUAAGUUUACCGGAGGAAGUUAAAGUAUGUACUGGAGAAGAGGAUGAAGAAAAAUUGUUUGGUGAACGAGCUAAAUUAUUUCGUUACGACAUAAAUACUAAAGAAUGGAAGGAGCGAGGUGUUGGAGAGAUGAAGAUAUUACAUCACCCUGUUAAUAAAACAUUUAGGAUGAUAUUGAGGCGUGAACAAAUUUUUAAGCUAGUUCUUAAUCAACUUAUAACAUUCGACUUGCAUAUUUCUUCUAUGGAAAAUUCUCCUAAAGCUUUUUGUUGGGUUGGAAUGAACUAUGCCGAGUCAAUUGAUGGAGAAGUAGAACAAUUAGCCAUACGAUUUAAAAAUGAAGAACUUGCAAAUAAUUUCAAAAAAGUUAUUGAAGAAUGUCAAAGAAAUAUAUAAUAAUCGAUUAACUUAUUUAAGCAGAAAUUUUUUGUACACAUAAAAGCUCUAAUAUUUUCAAUUCGAAGACUGAAUUGUUUAUCAUUAAUAUCUUCAAACAAUUAUUGUUACAUGUAUUUUCAAAAAUAAAAAAAAAAAUUAUAAACACAAAAAAAUUAACAA
Messenger RNA from Chironomus riparius, 7252 nucleotides. The record is from the annotation of a GenBank genome assembly. Lineage: Eukaryota; Metazoa; Arthropoda; Insecta; Diptera; Chironomidae.